CGGAAACACAAUUUUACUUUCACUUUCAACUGGAGUGUGGCAUUUUGUACAGUGCACCAGUCAUCAUGUUACAAUCAAACUCUGUCAAUAUACGAUGAUUUGCCUGUAACAGCUUGAUAAAGGCUUUCUGCUCUUCAACAUAUAAUGAAGUGUCAAGCACAAAAAUGUGAGUUUAAGGAAAUAGAAUAUGCAGUUUUACACAAGGAUGGCUCUGAAGCUGAGUCAUCAUCUACAGGUCGACACCAUGGCUUAAAGGGGGAUGUUAAAAACAUCAUACUGUUGACAUUACUGUAUGUUCUCCAAGGAGUUCCACUCGGACUGUCUGCCAGUAUUCCACUAAUUCUUCAGACGAAGAAAGUUGGCUAUGAUGUUCAAGCAAGGUUCAGUUUUAUUGAUUGGCCCUUUAGCAUGAAGCUGUUAUGGGCACCAAUUGUGGAUUCGCUAUAUGUUAAAAAAUUUGGUAGACGAAAAACCUGGCUAAUGCCAACUCAGUAUUUGAUCGGCAUCUUCAUGCUUUACCUCUCAACCCGGGUGGAUGGUAUACUGGGGAAGGGGGAAAAUGGUUCGGGAAACAUAGACCUGAUGACGUUAUUUGUGGUAUUCUUCUUCCUCAACUUUCUGGCUGCCACACAGGACAUUUCGCUUGAUGGCUGGGCCAUCAGCAUGCUUGCAAGACACAAUGUUGGCUGGGCCAGUACAUGCAAUUCAGUCGGUCAGACGGCUGGUAUUUUCCUUGGCAAUGUUCUUUUUCUCACACUGGAGUCAGCAGAUUUCUGCAACAAGUACCUCAGAUCUCAGCCUUCUGAACAGGGCAUCAUCACAUUCUCAGGGUUCCUAUAUUUCUGGGGUUUUGUGUUUUUUACGGUGACAACUCUGGUGCUGAUUUUUAAGCCGGAGAGGUUGGAACCAGGAGUGGACCAUGAACAAGGCAUUGUGGAGACGUACAGGCAACUUUACAGGGUUAUGAAGCUUAAACCAGUGAUAACGUACACCAUACAACUGCUUACAGCUAAGGUGGCUUUUGUGGCAGUAGACGCAGUCUCCCAGCUGAAGUUGAUAGACGCUGGAGUUUCGAAGACCACAAUCGCCUUGUACGCCGUACCUCUAGUGCCGAUCCAACUGAUACUCCCAUUUGUAAUAUCAAAACAUUCGGCUGGACCACGACCUCUAAAUGUGUUCUUAAAAGUUUACCUUCCCAAGUUGUCAAUGACAAUAUUCAUGGCAUUCCUCGUGUAUCUGGCUGGUGGGCUGACGACUGAUGGAGGGGAACUGCCAUACUACUUCUACAUUCUCCUUCUCGCUUUUUACAUGAUUAACGAGGUAUUUUGUGUGAGCAUGUUUGUGUCGCGUAUGGCAUUUAAUGCCAAAGUCAGUGACCCAGCAAUAGGUGGUACAUACAUGACCCUGCUGAAUACUCUUGGGAAUCUAGGUUGGAGUUGGCCGUCAACUCUAGGACUCUGGUUGGUCAGUGCUAUCACAUGGAAGUCAUGUGACAGUGGCCAACUUUGUACUACUGCAGCAGAGGAACAGGUUCCGUCUUAUGCCUGCACAGCUGGAGGGGGUAACUGCGUGACCUUAGUGGACGGUUACUACAUUGAGUGUGUGGUGUGCCUUGGCGUUGGUGUUCUGUGGUAUCUAUGGAAACAGAAAGAGACCCGGCAACUUGACAACCUAGAAAUUGAAAACUGGAAGAUUUCAUGAUAUUUGUUGCUACAUGAUAUUUAUGUGCUUUUAUCACCAGUCUUUAAGGUACUCAACAUACAAAUCAACCAUCAAGCCAUUGGUGAUUAUGUUCAAUUUUGAUGCCUGAUGACCCAAUAACAUUAGUACCAUUUGAAUGGGAAUUAAUUGCUUAUUACUUACAACUGGCAAGUGUGGCUUGCUUUUUUCACAACGGCAAAUAUUGUCGUAAGCAAACACUAUAAGCUAUGUUUGAUAAAAAACAUCUAAAGUGCUUUAAAAUUAUUGAAUGGUAAUAUAAAAUCUUCAGUAUAAUAUAAGAAAUAUUUACACACCACUUCAGGCCAUAUGGCAUUAUAAGGACCGGCCACUCAACCCCUGACUGGCUAAUGCCUCGGUCCAUAUACACCUUAGGGGGCUGACUGGCCAGUCCUUAUAAUGUCAUAUGACCCUCAGUGGUGUGUAAUAUUUCUUAAAUAUAUGUUUUUAGUAUCAUUUCUAUUUAAUCUUUCUCUUCUAUCACACCCUUUCAAAUGAUACCGACAUAUUAUGGGGCCACCAGGCAUCUAAGGUUCACAUUAUUGUACAUAGGGUAACAUUGUCUUGUUUGUAACGAGCAGCAGCCAAUUAAGCCAUUAAAACAAAAUUCAUUAUACUUGGCCUUUUUGUCGAUAUGGUUUAUUUAAAGGGACUUGCUUAUGUUUUGGGACAACAAGAAAUUAUUCUCGGUAAUGCAUCUGAAAACAUUUGUUAUACUAGUAAUUAUUUUACUUUUUGAAACCAAAAUUGCAGAAAAAAAUACAUUUAAACAGGGACCUAUGGUUUAUAGGUCUAUGAUUUCAAGUAAAAAAUAAAAAUAAACAAUUAUUCUGGUUGUAGAGGGGAGCGAACUCAUGCAGGUACAGUCAAGAAAAACUUUGAAAACUGAUGCCUUCACCACCCAGCCACAAGGACUUAUACUACAACUGAUGUAUAAUUUUUUUAACCUUUAUCCAAUACAUUGGAAACUUCACGUUAUAGUAUCCAUCAACCAAUCAUGCUACAAUAAUUUGAUUCAAUUGCCUGACCGACGGUAUUCAAAAUUGUGGUCUUCAAAGAUGAUAAUUGAGCAAAUAUGAACAUUAGAUGAGCGGUUCCAGCUGUCGGUAUCUCAGUUUUGACACUCCUUAUGAUUUGCCACACUUUAUUUCGUUGUUUUUCUUUACAAACCAUGAGUGAAUCCCUUUAACUGUUUAGAAAAAGGAUCAGUAAUAGCACAGUAGUGAACAGAUAUUUGUAAUCAGGGUAUGACCCAAUGUUUCAAAUCUGGGACCUGUUGCAUUAAUUUAUAGAAGUUUUGUGUUUGCAAUUGAAAUUACCUUAGUGUCAUAUUUCUGUUAUUUUGCUUUUUUGUGUUCAUUUAAUUUUAGCCAGCUAUUAUAAGCCACAAACCAUAUAUUAGCACAAAGGUCAAGGUCACACUAAAAAGGUCAAAGCAUAGAUUCAUCUCUGUGGUGUAAACACUGUAUGGGCCUGUUUCGUUAAAGUUCUUAAUCGUAAAAAAUAAAACAACUUACUGCCAUAUUUUUACUAUUUUGUUAUAUAUCUUUAAAUAUAAGUAUGAAUUAACUUGAGCCAGUAUCAAAGUUACAUUGCAACAAAUUUAAGAUUGUUUCAAACAAACAAGAUUUUUUAAUGAAAUGGGCUAUAUGAGAUUUUCAAAUAUAUUUCUUGAGAUUGUCUUAGAUUAGCUGCAUAUACAAUUCAUUGGUCAGUACAUCUGAAAAAAAUGUUUUUCAUCCUUUAUUAGAUGCCUUGUAAUGAAGAUUAAUUGCCAGAUACAAUACACAUGUAUUAGCAAGGCCCAUAACUCUGACUUUAAUUAUUUUCAAGUUAUGUCUCUUGUUUGACUGGGAAAAACACAGUGCUCUUGUUAAAGUUUCUCAAAUUCUUAUUUACUAAAUUGACCUCCACCAGGAAUUGGUCCUUUCUUAGUCAUUUCUUUAACACACAUGACAUUAAAGUGUUGUUAAUAAUGUAAUGCAUGCUCAAACUUUUUUUAAUUAUUGUAUAGAUUUAUGAACAAUUAUAUGUUCACAUAAUUAUAGAAACAUGUACAUGCUGUUGACAAAUGCAGCUGUAUAACAGUCUGACAGAGAGAAGAUAAAAUACGUUAUUUGACAAUUGCUGUUUGAUUUUAUUAUUAUUGUUAUAAUUAUAAGUUUUAUUAUUAUCAUCAUUAUUAUUAUCAUUAUUAUUAUCAUUAUUAUUAUUAUCAUUAUAAUUUAUUAUUAAUAUUAUUUUUAUUUAUGAUGAGUUUUUUUCUUCAGUUUUAUUUUUUUCUUGAUCACUUCUACUCACAUUUAUACCGGUUUUCACAAAUUCUUUGACAUAAUACAGAAUAUUGAUCAACAUUUUUAAAUGUAUGUAUUAAAACAUUAUAUUUUUAUCCACAAAGCCUGAUUAUUUUAGUUCAGUGCAAUGUUAACUUUGUUCAUGUACAUUGCUAUAAGCUCCUCUGUUUUUUGAAAAAGAAAAGACGUGAAAUCAUCAAAGCCUUGGUGUCAUUGUUGGCAUACGCAGCAUAAUUGUGCAAAAACUUCAAUUAGCCAUAAUUUAACACUGUUCAAGAUAUUCAAAUAAAGCUUGGUACACUUGUUGUCAGUGACAACACACACAUGUUAAACAAGGCCCAUAACUCUGUUUUUUAUAAAUGUCAAGUUAUGUCCCUUGUUUGACUGAAAAACAACAACAGACAAAUGUUGGUGUUGGUUCCUUGUUAGUGUCUACAAAUGUUUUCGAUGUUAUGUAACUUAAAGUGCUGGUAUGUAAUAUUUAAUAUAGUGCUGGCAUGUCAUAUUUGUUAUAGUGCUGGCAUGUCAUAUUUGUUACAGUGCUGGUAUGUCAUAUUUUGUUAUUUUGUAUCUCUCUCAGAAUUUAAGAAAAUAAAAGUCCUUUAAAAUUG
Molecule: messenger RNA, 4624 nt
Organism: Mya arenaria
Lineage: Eukaryota; Metazoa; Mollusca; Bivalvia; Myida; Myidae
Product: acetyl-coenzyme A transporter 1-like
Exons: 9
Coding region: 145-1701 (518 amino acids)
Cellular component (GO): membrane
Molecular function (GO): acetyl-CoA transmembrane transporter activity
Source: RefSeq, a predicted model, not a curated record